This is a messenger RNA of Physella acuta, 2838 nucleotides long. RefSeq names its product transient receptor potential cation channel subfamily A member 1. Gene Ontology annotation, molecular function: protein binding; transmembrane transporter activity. Gene Ontology annotation, cellular component: transmembrane transporter complex. Gene Ontology annotation, biological process: monoatomic ion transmembrane transport. NCBI's taxonomy places the organism in Eukaryota, Metazoa, Mollusca, Gastropoda, Physidae. The record is from RefSeq and is a predicted model, not a curated record.
UAGGUUUAAAUAUAUUUUAUACGGAGUAUUUUAAUAUUUUUUAUUGUGAAAUGUUUUAAGAAGCUUAUCUAAAAAUCUUAAAUCAACAUUAAAUGAUUGUAAUGUGACCUACUUCUUAAAAGUUUUCAUACAUAAAACAUGAAAAUGUAAUAUUUCUUUUGCUGUGUGUACAUUUGCUUUUGUUUUUUGCCUUCUCUCUAACAUGCCGCGCAAGAGCUGUUACACAAGGGAGCUAAUGCAAACGUAAAAAAUGGCCACUCGCUGUACCCGCUGCACAUUUGUGCAAAAGAUGGCUACACGGACAUGGUGCCCUUGCUGCUGCGUCACCAUGGCAACCAUGACAAGAGGAACCAAGAAGGAAGGACUCCGUUACACGUUGCUGUUGAAAAUAGAGCUACGCAUGUCGUAAAAGCUUUGCUCAACGGGGAAACGGACAUCAACUGCCAGGACCAUUCCAGACAAACGCCACUCAUCCUGGCCUGUAAAAAAGGUUUCCUGGACCUGGUCAAGCUGCUGGUCGACCAGGGGGCAGAGGUCAACAAGAAAAACAUCUCUGGCCAGACGUGCCUGCACGUGGCCGCACAGAAAGCUCACCUGGACGUUCUGGAGUUUUUGUUACAGCAAUGUCCGGACGAUCUCUUGGCUCAAAUAGACGCCUUUGACCAGACAGCGCUUCAUCUGGCGGCCAAACAGAGAGACCCUCGGUUUGUUGAAGCUCUCCUCAAGCGAGGCUGCUCUCCUGAAGCCAGAGAGGUCAACGGCCUCAUCCCUCUGCACGUUGCAGCCAGUGUCAGCAGCUAUGAAACUGUGCUCAAGUUGGCGGACGUCACGGAGAACGUUGACGUCUUGAACUUCCAGAACAAGAGUGCUUUUUUCCUGGCAUGCGAGGCUGGGAACAGGCCAGCCAUUUCCGCUCUACGGGGCAAGGGAGCUAACGCUAAAAUAAGGGACAAGCACUUUAGAAACACGCUGAUGGUCGCUGCCAUUGGUGGAUACACUGAUAUCGUAGAGGAUCUGAUCAGGAUGAAGGUGGAACUUAACUGUAGGGAUAAUGAAAAGAACACGGCACUGCAUCAUGCGUGUUACCAUGGUCACCUGGCCACUGUCAAGUCUCUGCUGGACCACAAGGCCUCCGUCACGAUGACCAACCUGCACGACAAGAGUCCGCUGGACGUGGCCGUUGACAGACGUAUGACAGACGUGGCGGUGUUUAUGAUGGAGCACAGCAGCUGGGAAAAAAGUCUGUCUGUGAGAGACAAGAAAGGAUACAACUGUAUGGACAGAAUGAUAGAAUUCACACCUGAGGCAGUCAAGAUUGUCUUGGACAAGUGUGUCAAAUAUUCGGACAAUUGCCCAACUGACGAGCAGUAUUCGGUCGAAUUCAACUACAGAUAUAUCGACCCAGGACCAAACGAUCCUAUGUCAAAGUCAAGGACGUACAACGCCAUAGCAACGAUGUUAUGCCACGAGAGGGAGGACCUACUCGGUCACCCGCUGUGCCAGAGCAAUCUUUCCUACAAAUGGCGACAGUAUGGCUGUGUGAUAUUUGGAGCAGACUUCACCAUACAGAUGGCAAUGGUCUUCAUGAUGCUCAUCUACUGUUACUUCAUGCCAAAGCCGAACCGGACUGAUUACGCAUGCCGUGAGGUUCCGGCUAAAAAUGAAACCAAUGCCACGGUGUUGAUGCACCGUCCUACCUUUCGCUAUGGAUACAUGUACAGCAUCCAGAUCGCUAUCUACUGCUUUGUUGUCGCCCUUGUCUUCAAGAGAACGAUGCACGCUCUAGCCGUGGGCUGGCACUACGCCUUCUCCUCCCAGCUCCUAAUGACCAUGGUCUCCGUCUGUCUGCUCAUGUACGGCAACAUCCCACCAGGCUACGAGCCGUGUGACGCCCAGUGGAGGGCGGUGGCUUACUCGGUGUUGGUCUUUCUUCUCAUGGUGUCCUUCAUCUUGGAGAGGUUUGACCGCAUUGGCCUGUACUUCACAAUGUUCUUUGAGGUCUUUAAAACUAUGCUCAAGGUUUCUUUUCUGAUGAUAUUCUAUCUUCUCGCUCUGGCCGUACCGCUUGGAGUCAUGUUAAACACGGACGCGUUUCAGACCAACGAGAAGUCCUUGUUGGCGACACUUGCCAUGACCGUAGGCGAGCUCAACUUUCAGGACAAUUUCAUCUUGGUGGACAACUCGCCAUUCACAACAGACCUGUUCUUGUUAUUUCCCUUAUUCUGUCUGCUCAUGAACCUGACGCUAAUGAACUUGAUGAUAGGUGUUGCUGUUGGGGACAUCAGCAAAGUGGAGAAAAAAGCCUACUUGAACAGACUCAAGAAACAGGUUGAUUACCUGCUAGAAGUCGAAGCGUCUUACCCGAUGCGCUACUUUAAGUACAAUAAACAAAAGUUAAUUGUUUAUCCGAACGAGAAACCCAAGUCCACUUGGCAGAAGCUGACCCGCCCUUUCCUGAGGUCGGAACAAAUUUAUUUUAUACGGAAGAAACACCAGCCUGACAGGGUGGGGGAGCUGUCCCGCAGGGUGGGGGCACUCAUCAACAAGGUCGAGGCCGAGCUGGGUGCACAGCGAGUCAGAAUGGACGCAUUGGUCAAAGCUGUUGGCGUCAAGACGGACCUGAACCAGUCAAUCCACACCACGCCCGAAACCACAAGACAUCAAUAACAAAUUACCUCAAAACGAUACCAGUAGAUAUCAAUAAUAAAUUAACGCAACACGAUACCAGAAAGUAUCUAGAGCAAUAAAAUCUCAAUACACACCAGAAAGUUGUGAUAACAAAUGGACAAUAACAGAAGCUAGCGAUCUCCCAUAAUAAAUUAUGGUGAAGAUUUCUCA